Culex quinquefasciatus (southern house mosquito) is the source of this 877-nucleotide messenger RNA. RefSeq lists its product as uncharacterized. The coding region runs from base 229 to 594 and encodes 121 amino acids. The record is from RefSeq and is a predicted model, not a curated record. The transcript has 2 exons. NCBI's taxonomy places the organism in Eukaryota, Metazoa, Arthropoda, Insecta, Diptera, Culicidae.
AAUUGAGUUUGUUUAUCUCGGUCGACUCGGGUUGAAGAAAAUCGUUCCGCGAAAAGUGCUAACUUUUGCUGAUGAAGAAAAGUACGGGAAAUUUCGCGAUGUUCUGUGCCAGCAGAUUGCGACGUUGUUUGUGCGACUUUUUGCGGUGAUGACCCGAGACGGAAAAACGCAAGCAGUGCCAGUCGAGUUCAAGAAGCUACCGGCGGUCCGAGCAGUCUGGGGUUUACAAUGGAGAAGAAGUCGCUCUGCUGGGGCGAAGUUAACAACAAAAGCGUUCCGAUCGAAGUGUACGAGAUCAGAGGAGAAAACAUCGGUUCCAGUGGCAGCCCUGGGACGCAGCAACAGCAGAAGAAUCUGACCAGAACAGUACAGCAGCACAGCACAGAACAGUGUCAGCGUCGCAGACGGCAACAGUCGUCCACAGUACAGUACGGCCAGCAACAGACCAACAGCAGCGACAGUAAGAAACACAACAUCUACUGUACCACGGGGAGAACUCGGACUCCUCCACCGGCGGAGGCUGGGAGGCCUCCGCACACCAGGGAACGGAACUUCCCUCGGACAUCACUGGUACUGGACUGCCAACGGUCUUAGUCCAUUCUACUGUAUCUGCAGUCGUCGCAAUUUAAUGUAAGGUAACCUAUGUGUUGGUCCGUUAAACUGUCCUGGAGUCAGGAAUGUUCGUGCUCGUCAUUUUGGAAGUUUUGUGUUUGUAUGUCUGUGUGCAUAAGUCGUGUUCUAAAAGAUGCACCCCUUUUGGAAUCUUUGCGAGAUGGACGAGCACAGCAAGCGCAGCGAGCGCAAAUUCAAGUUCAGCUCUACAGUGAGCGCACGCAAACUACGGUCGAGAAAUCCCGUAGUACAUCCUCGGUGGAAC